Molecule: messenger RNA, 5092 nt
Organism: Misgurnus anguillicaudatus (oriental weatherfish)
Lineage: Eukaryota; Metazoa; Chordata; Actinopteri; Cypriniformes; Cobitidae
Gene: sstr5
Product: somatostatin receptor type 5
Biological process (GO): neuropeptide signaling pathway; cellular response to glucocorticoid stimulus; regulation of insulin secretion
Cellular component (GO): neuron projection; plasma membrane
Molecular function (GO): somatostatin receptor activity; neuropeptide binding
Source: RefSeq, a predicted model, not a curated record
CUCUCUCUCUCUCUCUCUCUCUCGGUUUAACAGGAUUGUGUAGUGCGGGUAUCAUACUGAAUCGGUGAGCAGAUGCCUUCACCUGCCGGGAUGCUUAAUGGUGCCAUAGAGUGAGAGCGCGCGCGUAAAGAGAUCCAGCAUGGAGUCACUCAACUGUUCAGAGUGUACGGGGCCCAUCUCAGGGGAUUACAACUCCACCACCCAAUUAGGAUUUUCAGGAUUUUCAUCCUCAUUCGGGAAUAACACUAGCAAUGUGUCUAAUCAAAGCAUUCCGUUCCAAGGAAGCAGCACCAUGGUGACCGCCGUGAUAUCAUUUACCGUGUUUAUUGUUGGACUUACUGGCAACACGUUAGCAAUUUAUGUGGUUUUACGUUAUGCCAAGAUGAAAACCGUUACUAACAUUUACAUCUUGAACUUGGCCGUCGCUGAUGAGCUCUAUAUUUUGGGUCUACCCUUUCUUACGACUCAAAACGUACUCUCGUACUGGCCCUUCGGCUCCUUCCUGUGUCGCGCCGUCAUGACGGCAGAUUCGCUAAAUCAGUUCACAAGCAUCUUCUGUUUGACAGUCAUGAGCAUUGACCGCUAUUUAGCAGUUGUGCAUCCUAUUCGCUCCACUAAAUGGCGCCGACCAAGAGUAGCUAAAGUUGUUAGCGCUGCGGUGUGGGCGUUUUCGUUCAUUGUCGUUCUUCCUGUGGUGAUAUUUUCAGACGUCCAGGACACUUUCAAUUCGUGUAACAUGAUUUGGCCCGAGCCGCAAAAUGUUUGGUCCACGGCGUUUAUCCUCUACACCGCAACGCUUGGGUUUUUCGGCCCCCUGCUGGUCAUCUGCAUGUGUUACCUUCUCAUUGUGGUCAAGGUGAAAUCAUCCGGCGCUCGGGCCGGAUUCACAAAGCGCAGACGUUCGGAACGGAAGGUGACUCGUAUGGUGGUGGUGAUCGUGGUGGUAUUUGUUUUCUGCUGGCUGCCGUUCUACAUCAUCAACAUCGUAAACCUGGUCUUCAUCGUUCCGGAGAACAGCGUGAUGGCGGGGGUGUAUUUUUUCUCCGUGAUCCUGUCGUACGCCAACAGCUGCGCCAAUCCGCUUCUUUACGGGUUUUUGUCCGACAACUUCAAGCAGAGUUUCAGGAAGGUCCUGUGCUUUCGGAAAGCGAAUGGCGUGGAGGACGGUGACCCCAGUGUGCCGCGGACUGAGAAAACCACAACUCACGACACCACGUUCCUGGCACCACGGAACAAUGACUUUAAUGGACACGUACAGAGCAGCCAGGAAAUGCAGUUAGAGACUUGCAUGAGCUCAUCUGAGAAGCCACAGACUGCAAAACCACAGAUCAUUGGACAGUCCACUCUUUAAACUCACCUUCUCUCUCUCUCUCUCUCUCUGUCAUCUUUAUUUCUUCAACUUUUCUGUGGUCUGCUCUCUCUUGUUUUUUUCAAACUGUCAUCAUUGGAUUCCUGUGGAAGGUGUGGCCUGAGCCCCAAGCCACGUCCCAGAAUGUGCCAGUGACCACGCCCUCCCAAACAGCAGAGCCCAGCCUCCACCCGGUGUCCUCUGCAGCCACACCUAGUCCCAGCCAUGACCUGUGACCCUGCCGGGCCGCGAGAGCCGAUCUGAACAAUACCAGGAUACUCGGACACAAUGUGUGAAAUCCUAACAGCAAGUCAAACGAUGGAAAAACAGAGGAAAGAAGGAAAUAUAAACUGAGGAUGAAGACACAAGGGGAUUUAGAGAUUUAUAUUGCUGUCAUAACACACCUGCAAACCUUAUGAAAUAUCCAGAUCACAUUUCACUCAACAUAUCAGAAAGAAAAAACUGGGCAUUUCUUUCAGUAAUGCACAUUUUAUGAACAUUUCAGGAGCCCAGAAUAUUGAUAUCCAAUAUUGACCGAAUGCACUUGCAUUUAUUAUACGUUCAUUAAAUACUUUGGCUUCAAAUCUGCUUAAUCCCGGCCUCCUGCCAGUCAAGAAAAACGCCACUGCUAAACACCUUCACAAAGUCCAUGGAAGAAGAAUUGGAUGAAAAUGGCACUUUUUUACCCAAUUAAAGGAAGUUUACCAUACAUAUUAGGAUAUUGACAAGAAUUGUUAAACCUGUACCUUUAUUCAGAAGCGACAGUGAAGAGUGACUUUUUUAGAAGUGGAGAUUUUAGCAUGUACUUAGAGGAUUUUGCUGUGAAAUACCGUGAGAUUGGUUAAAUACCAGUGAAAUGACUAAAGUAACAUUAAUGAAAUAAUUCAAGUGAAAUUACUGAACCUAAACAUAAAAGCCUGAUAAAAAAGCUUAAUUACAAAAAAAUGCCAUAUGUAGUUAUAGCAUUUUGUAUCUGAACUCUUCAUUUAUUUCUAUUAGAUACCCAAUAGAGGACAUAUUUACAUAAACAUAUCUAUUUAGUGUUUUGAAAUGCAUACAUUCUUCUUGAACUCAGCUUUAAUCAAAGAGAACAACAGCAUAUUUUACCAUGAUGUGCUCUUAACAGUUUAAAUACUAAAUCAAUAUUUUAUGUAACAGUAGUGAGAAUGAGAAAAAGGUGAAGGACGUCAAUUAAAAGCUUUAUGGUAAAAUUCACAAUGGUUCUUAAAAUCUGCCUCAUUUCUCUUGAAUAUGACCUGGACAUACCUGUAACAAUUUCCCAGGACUGUACUGUUUACACGAUCGCCAUCAUCUCGCUCUUCUAUGUGCAACCUUCUGUGAUGUCAAGUGGAAAACAAAUGCGCAUGCAUGCACGCACAUACAUACACGCAAAGAACUGAACUGCCAGAUCUUACGGGACGAUAACUGAGAUCUCAUGGAGCAUUCAGAGAGAUUUCAGUCUCCUAGCAUCCUUUACGUACAAUCACACCCAAAAUAUGCCGUGCAUCACGUUUUUAGAAUUUCAAAUGUACCAUCCACUUCAGAUUUGCUGGGGUGAUAAGCAUUAGCUUUUCAGCAGGUCCUACAAGAAAAUAAGUCUAGUUUUAGACAAAAAAUAUCAAAUUUAAGUAAAUUUGUGCCUAAAACAAGCAAAAAUAUGCCAAUGGGGUAAGAAUUUGUUUAAGAAUUGUUUUGCUUGUUUUAACUCUUUCCCCGCCAGCAUCUUAAAAAAAGUUGCCAGCCAACGACAACAUUUUUCAUGAUUUUCACAAAAGUUUAAUGCCUUCCAGAAAAUGUUCUUCUUAAAAUAUAUAAACAUACAAUGGCUGCUUCUCAAUUCCAAAAACGCAAAGAACGGCAUUCUCGUGGAAAUCGGUCUUGCCAGGUGACCUUGGAAGAAUGAACUCAGAAGGUCGCAAGAGCACAGAGCGCACUUGUGAGAAUUGAGAUGUGUGCGAUCUUCCUGUUGGUCACCUGACCUCCGCCAUUGUUUUGCUGCAAUGACUUCUGGGGUGUAAAGUGAUUUCAGCGUGCAAGUUUGCACUCGAUGCGUCCUCGAUAUCAAGAACACAACCGAGUAUUUUCAUGCGUCCUCUGUACUUGUGUUCUUGAAAAUUGCAAUUGAACUUCGACGGUUAAUGAUGACAUAGAGCGAGAACACAAAGACGCAAUAUCGCUGAAGAACGUAUAUUUAGAAACAGCAAAAAGCUGAGAUAAUUCCAUUUUUGUGAAGGACUUUUGAUAAAGAUCAGAUGCGGAACGAUCCUUAAAACUUACAUGGACAUACAACUGUUUGCCCUAGGGCGAUACUUCCGAGUUUUAUAAGUUGCGAAAGAACGCCACCUAAUAGUGGUAUUGCGGAAAGCCGGAAAUACUCCUCAUUGGUAGGGAAGCGUUUUCUCUUGGCGGGGAAAGAGUGAAACAAAUUCACUUAAAUUUUAUGGGUUUUUUUUUGUCUAAAAGUGCCUAAAUUAUUUUCUUAGGUAAUGUUACUCAUCAAGAAAAUGCAUAAUUGAAAUGCUUAAUUUAAGAAUUUUUAGAUUUUUGUACUGAAAACAAGACAAAAAUACUUUUCAUCAAUGAUCUUAUAAUCAUACACCUGGAAAAAAUACUAGCUUUGUUUUGUGUCAUUUAUUAACUGCAAUAUUGGUUGUACAGUAGUAUGGCAAAAAGCUUCUUUGUUGCAUCACCUGCAAAGCAAACAGUAGCAUUGUCGUUUUUCCUUUGCGGUCAGAAGUUCAAGAUGUCCACAUUUGACUUUGAAUGGAGUUAUAAAAGAGACAUUUUGACCUAUGACAUACUGGUGUUGCUUUAUCCUUCUGUGAAUACUCACCUCUUCUUACUUGGGGACUUUCAUGUUAAACAAGAUUGUGGAACUAUGACAUUGCUUCUGAAUGGUCUGAGAUUUCUGCAUGGAAUCUUGAAAUUCUUGCCAGUGUGGUAAGGGUUUUCGUGUAUAAGGGUCAAGAAUGCAUUUUCUGAUCUGUAUUGAUGUGCCAAAUGUAGCAAAGUGCCUUUUCAUGUCUUGGAUGACGCUAUCAGCACACAAGACUGACCUAGAAUUGUGUGUCUUUGCUUAGUUACUGUCUGGAACUUGUUGCGUAAGUGUGCUUCGUUGUUAAAUGUUAAUGAUAACUUGUAUGCGAUAUAUAUAUAACAUUCUUUUUUAAAAUAUUAUUACACUAAAGAUAUUGUAAGAAACUUUGUGCUUUAUAAGAAUUCUGACUCUGUCUUGACAUUUUUGUUAUCCAGCAGUGUAAUUUUAACCACAUCAGCACAUUUCUAAGCUCACAUUUGUAUUGAGAUUUGUUGUGCAAAAUGUCUUAUACAGUAAGACAAAAGAGGUUUGUGUUUAAUGUUAAGCACACAAACUUUGUUGACAUCUCUGAUUGGCUGCUUCUAGAAACAGCUUUAAUAUCUUAUAGUUAUGGUGACCUUGCUUGUGUGAGAACUACAGUGUUUGUUUGCUCUAUGUGUGUAUUUAUAAAAGCUAUUGAGAAUGUGCAUCCUGUUUUUAAUACUAAUUGUGCCUCAAAAAUAUACUUAAAUGACACUUGUAUUUCAGCAGUCUCAUCAUGUCGUUCAGAAAGCUUUACAUGCCACAGAAAAGUCUUGAUUUUUUAUUAAUCAUUAACCUAAAGAUGAAUUUGAUUCUAGAAGAGAUGCUUGAGAGAACAUACAGUGCCCUCCACAAUUAUUGGCACCCCUGUUUAAUAUGUGGUCGUGGACUUAAACAACACAGAA